AUGGGUGCCCACGGGCAGCACCUUCAGCAGAGGAUUCUGGCGACUGCUGGCACUGACUUUGACCUGAGGACGCUGCGAGCUGUGCGAGUGCUGCGACCCCUGAAACUGGUGUCGGGAAUCCCGAGCCUGCAGGUUGUGCUCAAGUCCAUCAUGAAGGCCAUGGUGCCCCUGCUGCAGAUCGGGCUGCUCCUCUUCUUCGCCAUCGUGAUGUUUGCCAUCAUCGGGCUGGAGUUUUACAUGGGCAAGUUCCACAAAACCUGCUUCUCCAACGAGACAGGUUCUACAAACGACGCUGCAGGAAAUACCUGGAAUUGGCUUUACUUCAUCCCUCUCAUCAUCAUUGGCUCUUUCUUCAUGCUCAACUUGGUGCUGGGCGUCUUAUCGGGUGAAUUUGCCAAAGAACGGGAGCGGGUGGAGAACCGCCGAGCUUUCCUGAAGCUCCGCCGGCAGCAGCAGAUCGAGCGGGAGCUCAACGGGUACCUGGAGUGGAUCUUCAAAGCAGAGGAGGUCAUGCUGGCGGAGGAAGACAAGAACGCAGAAGAGAAAUCUCCUCUGGACGGGAGGGCCGCCUCGGAAGGGCCGAUCCACCAAGGCACGGCACCGGCAGAGACUAGCAGCGGCAGCAGCUACAACAUGUUGAAAAGAGCCGCAAUAAAGAAGAGCAAAAACGACCUGAUUCAUGCAGAAGAAGGGUCUCCUUUCGCCCGCGCCAGUUUGAAGAGCGGGAAGAACGAGAGCUCGUCCUACUUCAGGAGGAAAGAGAAGAUGUUCCGGUUCUUCAUCCGGCGCAUGGUGAAGGCUCAGAGCUUCUACUGGAUUGUCCUGUGUGUGGUGGCCCUCAACACCCUCUGUGUGGCCAUGGUGCACUAUGACCAGCCUGAGAAGCUCACCACUGCCCUCUAUUUCGCAGAGUUUGUUUUCCUGGGGCUGUUCCUUACUGAGAUGUCUUUGAAGAUGUAUGGACUGGGGCCAAGGAACUACUUCCACUCUUCAUUCAACUGCUUUGACUUUGGGGUCAUCGUGGGAAGUAUAUUUGAAGUUAUUUGGGCUGCAGUGAAACCAGGAACCUCGUUUGGCAUCAGUGUAUUGAGGGCACUUCGACUGCUGAGGAUUUUCAAAGUAACAAAGUACUGGAAUUCCCUGAGGAAUCUGGUGGUCUCUUUGCUGAACUCCAUGAAGUCCAUCAUCAGUUUGCUUUUCCUGCUGUUCCUGUUCAUCGUGGUCUUUGCUCUGCUGGGGAUGCAGCUCUUUGGAGGACAGUUCAACUUCCAAGACGAAACUCCGACCACGAAUUUCGACACCUUCCCCGCCGCCAUCCUCACCGUGUUCCAGGUAAAGCCACACCUUGGCCUGGGGCAGGGUUAG
Molecule: messenger RNA, 1365 nt
Organism: Manacus vitellinus (golden-collared manakin)
Lineage: Eukaryota; Metazoa; Chordata; Aves; Passeriformes; Pipridae
Product: voltage-dependent N-type calcium channel subunit alpha-1B-like
Exons: 14
Coding region: 1-1365 (454 amino acids)
Biological process (GO): calcium ion import across plasma membrane; chemical synaptic transmission
Cellular component (GO): neuronal cell body; membrane; voltage-gated calcium channel complex
Molecular function (GO): high voltage-gated calcium channel activity
Source: RefSeq, a predicted model, not a curated record